AUGUUGAAGAAUUUGAUCUGGAGACAGUCCCCGCGGGUGAGGUCGCUUGUGCCACGCUCCUUUACCGCUUUCUACGCUUCGAAAGUCCCAUUGACUAGCGAGUCGUAUCUUUCGCUCAAGAGGAACGAUUCCUUCAAGAGGCUGAGCUCUGAUGAUAUAGAGUACUUCCGCACGGUGCUCUCGAAGCAGGAACUGCUUGGUUCGAAAGAGGAGGGGGACUUGGACCCGUUCAAUGAGGACUGGAUGCAGAAGUACCGUGGGCAGGCGAGUCUCGUGUUGAAACCGAAAACUGUCGAGAAAGUGUCGCUCAUCUUGAACUACUGUAACGAGGAGAAACUCGCUGUUGUACCACAGGGUGGGAACACAGACCUCGUUGGUGGGUCUGUCCCAGUGUUCGACGAGAUCGUGCUCUCCCUGAGCAACCUCAACAAAGUGAGAAGUUUUGACCCAGUGUCAGGGAUCUUCAAGUGCGAUGCUGGGGUUAUCCUCGAAACCGCAAACGAUUAUCUCGUCCAACGGGACCACAUCUUCCCCCUGGAUUUGGGAGCCAAGGGGUCCUGUCAGAUAGGUGGCGUCGUUGCGACUAAUGCAGGCGGACAGCGGUUGCUCAGAUACGGGUCCCUCCACGGGAACGUCCUGGGACUCGAAGUGGUGCUCCCCGAUGGGACUAUCCUGGACAGCAUGCACUCUCUGCGGAAGGACAACACAGGAUACGAUUUGAAACAACUGUUUAUCGGUGCUGAGGGGACGAUCGGUGUCGUUACGGGUGUCUCGAUCCUCACACCACCGAAACCAAGAGCCGUGAACGUCAGUUUCCUAGCCGUGAAAAGCUACGAGGACGUACAAAAAGUGUUCGUGAAGGCAAAGGGGGAACUGGCAGAGAUCCUAUCCGCAUUCGAAUUCAUGGACGCAAAAUCGAUCGAACUGACAAGAGAUCAUUUGAAGAAGGACGAUAUUACUUUCCCAUUGGAGGACGAGUACCCGUUUUAUAUCCUACUGGAGACCUCCGGGUCCAACAAGGAACAUGAUGACGCCAAGUUGGAGAAGUUCUUGGAGACUGCAAUGGAAUCCGAAUUGGUCAUCGACGGUACAAUGGCACAGGACGAGACGGAAUUAAAAAACUUGUGGCAUUGGAGAGAGAUGAUCCCAGAAUCCGCUCAGUGUAAUGGAGGUGUCUACAAAUACGAUGUCUCCUUGCCCUUGAAAGACCUGUACUCUUUGGUCGAGGCGACAAACGCCAGACUAGAAAGCGAGGGCCUCAUCGGAGACGAGUCUAAACCUGUCAUCGCUGCAGUCGGGUAUGGUCACAUCGGCGAUGGUAACUUGCAUUUAAACCUCGCUUGCCGCGAGUACAAUAAAACGAUCGAAAAAUGCCUAGAACCGUUUAUCUACCAGUUUGUUCAAUCGAAGCACGGCUCAAUUAGUGCAGAACACGGCCUGGGGUUCCAAAAGAAGAAUUACAUCCAAUACACCAAGAACGAAGUCGAGAUCAAUAUGAUGAAGGACAUCAAAAAACACUACGAUCCAUACGGGAUCUUGAACCCUUACAAAUAUAUCUGA
Molecule: messenger RNA, 1560 nt
Organism: Huiozyma naganishii CBS 8797
Lineage: Eukaryota; Fungi; Ascomycota; Saccharomycetes; Saccharomycetales; Saccharomycetaceae
Gene: DLD2
Product: D-lactate dehydrogenase
Exons: 1
Coding region: 1-1560 (519 amino acids)
Cellular component (GO): mitochondrion
Molecular function (GO): FAD binding; catalytic activity
Source: RefSeq, a predicted model, not a curated record